This is a messenger RNA of Daldinia vernicosa, 1742 nucleotides long. Its product is annotated as UROD/MetE-like protein. Lineage: Eukaryota; Fungi; Ascomycota; Sordariomycetes; Xylariales; Hypoxylaceae. The transcript is spliced from 2 exons. Gene Ontology annotation, molecular function: 5-methyltetrahydropteroyltriglutamate-homocysteine S-methyltransferase activity; zinc ion binding. The coding region runs from base 217 to 1425 and encodes 402 amino acids. The record is from RefSeq and is a predicted model, not a curated record.
GUUCAGCUUUAUACAAAAGGAGUUUUAUAGCCGAUCCUCUUGGUGAGUGAAUUAAAGUAGUAGUUAUAUCUGAGUCUUCUCGUCGUCCAUCUGCCGGUCAAGUCAAUUGGUUUCUCACGUCUCUUCUAUUUACGUAGUAUAUUCACCAUUAGAAAUCCGGAAUAAAGAGGUUUGAAUACCGGAAUAUUACGUACCCUACACUUUUAUCAUUUUAAAAUGGCCCCUCCGUUCCGUGCCGAGCACUUAGGUUCGCUGCUGCGACCCGAAGAGCUGCUAAACGUGCGUGAAACUAUCCGGGACAAGGGUGUCUCGGCAGAGGAGGCAGGGCUACGGGCAGUUGAGAAGAAGGCUAUUGGCGACGUAGUUAAGCUGCAGCAGGACUUAGGCCUGAAGGCUGUCAACUCGGGCGAAUACAACCGUACGCGGUUCUGGGGUCUCUUUUGGGAUGAGAUCGAGGGUACCAUCCGCCUCCAAGAUGCCGACGCUAGCAUGUUCCGGUUGUAUCAUCCGGAUGUUGUUAGUCUGAUCGAAACAGGCAGGAAGGUUAUGCCCGGAGAGUCUGUUAUUGCUGGAAGCAAGCUAUCGCACAACCCUGCCAAAGCGGUGUCCAAUUUGUCUGAACUUCAGGUGGUGCAGGCAUUCGUUCCGGAGAGCGAUUGGGGCAACAUUAAGCUUACUAUGAUUGCACCGUCCUGGUUCCACAUGAGGUACAAGCAGGGCCAGGCCUAUACCAAAGAAGCCUAUGCCAACGACGCCGAGUACUUUGCAGACGUCGCUAAGGUUUACCAUGCCGAAUUAGAAACGUUAUACAAGGCCGGGUUACGAAAUGUCCAAUUUGACGACCCUGGCAUGGCUUACUUCUGCUCCAAGGACUUCCGGAAGGGUUGGGAAGAGGACAAGGACAACAUUGGGACAUGGGAGGACCUUCUUGACGCCUACAUCAAACUAUACAACGACUCCCUUGCCGGCUUACCAGCAGACUUCCACUCAGGUAUCCACCUGUGCCGAGGUAACUUCAUCGGCGGAAGGCACUUUUCCGAGGGAGCGUACGAUAUAAUUGCGAAGAAGCUAUUCGAGAACCUGAACGUAAACACAUUCUACCUCGAGUAUGAUACUGAGCGAGCAGGCGGCUUUGAGCCUCUGCAGUUCCUCCCUAAGGACAAAAACGUCGUGGUUGGUGUCAUCAGUACAAAGGUAAGACAGCUAGAGGAUAAGGAGGAGACAAAGGAGCAGAUCUACAGGGCGGCAGACUUCGUAGCGAAGGGAAGUGGCCAGACCCGUGAGGAGGCCCUGAAGAGAAUUUCCAUCAGCCCCCAGUGCGGUUUUAGCACCCACGAAACUGGAUACCCCUUAACAGUUGACGACGAGAAGAAGAAGCUGUCGCUCGUGAGACAGAUAGCUGACGAAAUCUGGGGCGAGCCCUAGAUGUAUAUCUAUAGAUGUGUACAUGACAUAGGAAUUAUUGGUCGGGAGAUGAUUAGUUAUGGCUUGUAGAGGUUUAGCGGCGCGCUCUUGGCUACUUCAACAGUCCAAAAUUUUGGGUUAGACGGACAAAGAUGGGGAGCCGCAGGUGCGGCGGCGGGCAGGCGCAUGUUUUUGGUAUACCCAUAGAGAAUCAACUUCUAAGACGUAUAUGAUGGGGACUCAGUCUACUAGAGACACGAGGAAAUUUUGAAAAUAGCCGAUACCACACAUGAUCUACCCGUUAUAUAAGGGGUACGAUCGUAACGUCAAGUAGGCGU